UCCACUCUCCACACCACAUCAACAACACACAAUAAUCUAAAACUAGUACUAUAUCGAAUAAUUCUCUAAUUAACAUGGCUUCCACAUGUACACCCUCCACACUCAUUCUCCUCACCCUCACCACAUUCCUCAUUGCCCAAGCCCAAGCCCAAGCCCCGGCACCGUCCCCGUCGGGCGCGGUGAACCUCACCGCGAUCCUGGAAAAGGGUGGGCAAUACACCACCCUAAUGAAACUCCUGAAGGACACACAGCAGCUCACUCAAAUCGAGUCCCAGCUCAAAUCAAACUCACAAGGCUUCACGCUCUUCGCGCCGACCGACAACGCCUUCCAGAGCCUGAAACCCGGUGCCCUAAACAAGCUCAGCGACGACCAGAAGGUGAAGCUCAUUCUCUUCCACGUCACUCCCAAAUACUACACCAUCUCCGAUCUGUUAACCGUGAGCAACCCCGUGAGGACGCAGGCCACGGAGAAAGAAGGGACCUGGGGGCUGAACUUCACCGGCCAAGGCGGUAACCAGGUGAACAUCUCCACAGGGGUGGUGCAGACGCAGCUCAACAACCCACUGAGGGAGAAGUUUCCUCUGGCUGUGUACCAGGUUGACAAGGUUCUGUUGCCGUUGGAACUCUUCGGAACCACCAAGACUCGUGCUUCUUCUGCGGCUCCUUCUCCUAAGGGUUCUAAGAGCACUCCUGAGAUUCCCAGCGUUGGUAAGGCUGGUUCUGCUCCUUCGGAUUCUCCUAAGGAUACUAAUGCUGCCAAUGGGAUGAAUGUGGGUUUCGGACUUGUUCUUGGACUUGGCUUCAUUUGCAUGGGAGCUCUCUCUUGAUCACCAGAAAAUACUUCAUUGUCAAUGUGUCGUCUUAUCUUUUUUCUUUUACUCUGACUUCUUCAUUUCCUAAUCUUUCUUUUCUUCUACGGGCAAAAGGAACUGUGUUGGGUUUUAUUGAGCCUCAUUCUUUCUAUUUAAUGCCCUCUUUUUUAUGUAUUUAAUUUAAUCCUUGUCUUGUAUUUACUAUUUAAUUUGGAUCACAUGAUUUUGUUUAUGAGGAAAACGAACACCUAGCUA
Molecule: messenger RNA, 1067 nt
Organism: Glycine soja
Lineage: Eukaryota; Viridiplantae; Streptophyta; Magnoliopsida; Fabales; Fabaceae
Product: fasciclin-like arabinogalactan protein 13
Exons: 1
Coding region: 75-827 (250 amino acids)
Source: RefSeq, a predicted model, not a curated record